AUGGCAAACGCCAAGUAUAUACUUUACUCUCUUAAAUUGGCAUACAUGGAAUUGCCUUUAUUAGGAUUUGCUAUUGAGUUCUUGACAAUGAUUACACCAAUAGUGGUAGCUUUUGCAGCCGGUUUAGUUGGCUGGGUUUAUCAAGCACUGAAACCGCCGCCUCCAAAGAUAUGUGGAUCCCCAAAUGGUCCUCCACUGACUUCGCGUAGAGUCAAACUCAAUGAUGGAAGACAUUUGGCCUACAGAGAGUUCGGAGUUCCUAAGGAAAAGGCUCAACACAAGAUCAUUCUUUCUCAUGGCUAUUAUGACUCCCGACAUAUGUACUUAGCUGCUUCUCAAGAACUUAUGGAGGAGCUCAACGCAUGCAUAAUAUUAUACGAUCGAGCUGGUUACGGAGAGAGCGAUCCAUAUCCAUCACGCUCCGCAAAGACCGAAGCAUUUGACAUUGAAGAAUUAGCCGAUAAAUUAGAGCUCGACAGCAAAUUUUACGUAAUCGGAUUUUCAUUGGGAGCGUACCCAAUUUGGAGCUGUCUAAAAUACAUUCCACACAGACUCGUAGGAGCUUGCCUGGUAGUUCCUUUCGUGAAUUAUUGGUGGCCUUCCAUUCCAUCGGCUCUAGCAAAACAGUCAUUUAGGAAGCUUCCUCUAUUAUUCCAGUUCACAUAUGGAAUUGCGCAUUACACACCUUGGAUAUACUAUUGGUGGACCAAGCAGAAAUGGUUCCCAUCAAUGUUCAGUGAAGGCAUGUUCAUUGAUUACGAUUUAGAGUUGUUAAAGAAAAUAAUAGACACUCCAAAUAACAAUCAGGAAGAAAUAAUACAACAAGGUGAAUAUGAAUCUCUUCACCGAGAUGUUCUGGUUGCUUAUGCAAACUGGGAGUUCGAUCCCAUGGAAUUGACCAAUCAAUUCAAGGAAGGGUCUGUUCAUUUAUGGCAAGGUAGUGCCGACCGUGUCAUCUGCAAUGAACUUAAUCAUUAUGUAGUACAAAAACUUCCAUGGAUUCGGUAUCAUGAGGUUCCUAAUGUUGGCCAUUUAUUUGUCUAUGACCCUGAAAACUUUGAAGCCAUAAUGAGGUCACUUCUAGCUAGAUAA
Molecule: messenger RNA, 1092 nt
Organism: Cucurbita moschata (crookneck pumpkin)
Lineage: Eukaryota; Viridiplantae; Streptophyta; Magnoliopsida; Cucurbitales; Cucurbitaceae
Exons: 6
Coding region: 1-1092 (363 amino acids)
Source: RefSeq, a predicted model, not a curated record